UUUUUUUUUUUUUCAAAUUUUAUUAAAAAUGAAUAAAAUGAAUAAGUUUUCAAUUUUAUAUCGUUCAUUGCGAACUACAAAUAAAUUAUUUGAUUGGGAACCUAGUAAAAGUAAAGGAGUAGUGGGAUUAUACGAAUUUUUUCAAGGAGGUGCUAAAAAUCCCAAUCCAGUACCAACGUCAAAAGAUAUGAUUACAGGACGAGCAUGGACAGCAUCAGAAUUAAGACGCAAAUCAUUUGAAGAUUUACAUAAACUUUGGUACGUUUUACUUAAAGAACGUAAUUUACUUGGUACGAUGUGGUUAGAAGCAAAAAGAUGGAACAAAAUACAUAAUCAGCCAUGGAUUGAAGCAUUUCGCGAAAGAACAUUUAAGUGUCAGAAAUCGAUGGCAAGAAUUAAACAUGUACUAAGCGAACGUAGAGUAGCAUAUGAAUAUGCUAUACGUAAAGAUUCAAAGUUAUUUGGAUUAGACAAGGCUCCUGAACCUCAUUGGAGUUAUGAACCACCAAAAUCACAACAGAUAGAUAAUAAAAGAUUGGUAAGAAAAAGUAGAAUUAGUAAUAGAAAUAAUUCAAGAUUGAGAAGAACGUAAUGAUCGAUCUUUCCCUGUAUCUUGUUUAAUGGACAAUAAUAUGUGGAAUAUUGCAAUACUAUAAAGGCAUUGUCUUUUUUUUAUUUAAUAAAUUUUAUAAAUAAAAAAGAACAAAAUUUAUUGUCAU
Rhizophagus irregularis DAOM 181602=DAOM 197198 is the source of this 719-nucleotide messenger RNA. RefSeq names its product mitochondrial 54S ribosomal protein uL29m. Gene Ontology annotation, molecular function: structural constituent of ribosome. Gene Ontology annotation, biological process: mitochondrial translation. Gene Ontology annotation, cellular component: mitochondrial ribosome; mitochondrial large ribosomal subunit. The record is from RefSeq and is a predicted model, not a curated record. NCBI's taxonomy places the organism in Eukaryota, Fungi, Glomeromycota, Glomeromycetes, Glomerales, Glomeraceae.